Molecule: messenger RNA, 1029 nt
Organism: Arabidopsis thaliana (thale cress)
Lineage: Eukaryota; Viridiplantae; Streptophyta; Magnoliopsida; Brassicales; Brassicaceae
Exons: 5
Coding region: 1-1029 (342 amino acids)
Source: RefSeq, marked reviewed
AUGGAUGCCACAUCUAAAGAAGUAGGCCACAAGGUAACAACUCCAAAAGAUGUUGAGAAUGACAUAAGUCUUGAGGAACAACUUUCGGAAACAACAUCAUCACAAGUUUGGCGAAAUAAGAUGUAUGAUCAAGCAGCCCUCAAAGCACGUGUGAUACAACCAUGUUUAGCACCAGCUGAUCUUGCCUCUAAGAUCCCUCACAUAAAAGCUAACUUGAUACCAAAUACCAUUCAUGGUACACAAGAUGAAAUUGUGACCAACAAUAUUUUGCUGCAAGAAGAACCACCGGACCAGCCAUUAAAUCAACAAAUCGUGUUGACUCCGAAAGAUACACUCAUUGAGGAUCUAAGUCAAGAACCACCGGAUUUCAAAGCUCAAAACCGAGAAGGAGUUAAGCAAGCAAUACCACAAGUCAGAGUACCGGAUCAAAAAAGAGGAGUGAUCUUAUCUUUCUUGCUAAAUGGAGAGCCACCCAAUGCACUAUGCAUUACCAAGCUGCAACCCUAUCAAGGGAAAGGGUAUGAUGCGGACAUCCAAAUUAAACCAAACCGGGAUCAUACCAAACCAGUCGGUACAUUUAUCAAACCGAUUGAUGAGGAGCAUUUUGGAGGACUCUUGCCCAAUUGGAGUCUCAAUCAAGCACAAUGCCUAGGGUUAAUUAAUCACCAGCAAAUUAAUCCUAAGAAGACAAAUGAUGGUUCAAGUGGAGUCAAAGACCAAGGAGCCGAGUCAUCCUAUUAUGGGAAUAUGACUGUUGCACUCUUUUUCCCUUAUCUAGGGUUUGUCCCAAUGGGUUUACUUAGAAAGGUUUUUAACGAGGCAAAAUCAAGUCAUCAAGGAAUCAUUUACCAAGCAAAUGAUUCAAAGAUAUCAAAAGUACAUGAAGCUGAUGUACUUGCUGACAGACCGGCUGAACUACCCGCUGAACUAUCUUCUGAAGAACCCGCAGAGUUACUACUUGCCAUAUAUGGAGCCAAAGGAGAUCAACUUGCAACAACUCUUUCCUUGUUUGUUCGUGCGAUUAUGUGA